UUUGUUUAGCCGAUUGUGAAAUUAUGAAAAUAGACACAGUUUUGUUGUAAUCCUAUAUUGAUUGACAGUUCCAAGAACAAUUUGGCGCAAACAUAUCACACUCUAAGGAAAAACAUUUUUCACCGCGAUUCAUUAGCAAACAUUUUACCAAAAUUAUCACAAAAUUGUUCCAAUUAAACCAUGAACAAUUUGUGGCGUAAGGAAAGUGAUGACAGCAAUGCAUUUUUUGUGAAUCUCUUCGAAGCGAUUGAUACCAUCGAUGCGAAAAAGUGGAAUCAAUAUUUGCAAACAUUGAAAUUAACGCACAAUGAAACAUCGACAAAGGACAAUCAACAGUCAAAUGAUCUGCUCCGUAAAGGCAAUCGACAAUUUCAAAAGAAACAAUUCUGUCAUGCAAUGGAACUGUAUACGAAGGCGUUAUGUUUCGCUGAACCGGGCACCGUCACUAUGUCAAUGGCAUUUGAAAAGCGUGCAUCGAGUUUUUUUCGCAUGAAAAUGUACAAUCGAGCAUUAAUUGAUAUUGAACUUGCCGUAGCGACAAAAUGCUCCUCUGAACUAACCGCAACAUUGGGACAAUUGAAAUCCGACUGCCGAAAACUGUUCAAACCGAAUCCAAUGGAAACACCAGAACCGUUGCCGAUUUUUAAAGCUGAUAAAAAUUUCCCAUCCAUCGUCGCCGACACAUUGGCCAUUGCAAAUAAUAAACAAUUCGGACGUCAUUUGAUCGCGAAAUGUGAUAUCGAUGUGGGACAAUUGAUUUUGAUGGAAGACAGUUUUGCAGCGAUCGCAAAAACCGAUGAACAAAUGACAUGUUACACUUGUUUACGUGAAAUGGAAAACUUCAUCGCCUGCCCAUCGUGUUGUGAUGUUGUUUUUUGUAAUGUCAAUUGUAUGAACAUGAAUUUGGUACAUAAAUUCGAUUGUAAUACAUUGUACCAUCGCUUUCAUCACAAGGCGAAAUUCACCAUUCAAACGAUUUUAAUAGCAAUAUCGGCGUUUUCAAAUAUUGACGAUUUGAUGGCAUGUGUUAACAAUAGCCGUGAAGACAACGAUGAUCUACCAGAGUCAAUUGCUGAUAUACAAUCAAAAUACCGUUUGUACUUGAAACUGCAGAAGUUGCCACUGAACGAGAGUGUUAUCUUCGACGUGUAUCGGCUAUUCAAAAGCAUUAUGUGCAUUCCAUUGAUUGAGCACCUAUUUGAUUCGGAGGGUAAACAACGAUUCUUGGCACAUUUAGUGCUGCACCACCUGGCCAUAAAUGUAACGAACGCAACGGAAAGUGAACUUACCGCUUCAAUUGGUAACAUUUUAUCACUGUUCAACCAUUCGUGUGCCCCGAACGUCUAUAAUUACUCCGUUGAAAACCGAAAAUUUGGUGUAACCGUUCGGCCGAUAAAGAAAGGACAACAGGUUUUCAUCAGCUAUCUUGGAACGGGAAACUGUCAUAAUGCAAUCGAACGCAAACAUUUACUAAAAUCGAAGUGGAAUUUUGAAUGCAAAUGCGAUUUGUGUGAACCGUGCGGCACCAUCACAGAUAGCAACAAAAUGAGAUUGGACCCAUGCUUCAAAUUUGUCAAUCGCAAUUUUAAAAAUGAUCAACCGAAUAUGUCGAUUAUGAAGAAGAAAUGCAUUCAUUUCAUCCGCAAGUACGGACACUUGCCAUUCUCCAGAGAAAUGAAAUUUAUUUCGGAUAUCUUCACGUCAUUGAUUUAGAUGUCGAACAGCAUUAGCCAGAGCUACAAGAAAGAAGAUAAAGUAAUCAAAGAAUAUUUGAUAGUACGAUAUAUGCUUUGCAACAGGUAGUGUAUCGAGAAAAUGCCAUAUUCUUGUCUAUAGUCAAUCCAUGGAUUGAAAUGAAAAUACGUUCUAUUUUCGUUUAAGUAUUUUAUUAUAAACAUUUAACUUGAUAACAAUGUUAUUGAUUCCUAUAAAUUCGUGUAUUUUCAUUUUAACACUGCAACGCAAUUAUAUUUAAAUUCAAAACGU
Messenger RNA from Contarinia nasturtii (swede midge), 1986 nucleotides. Its product is annotated as histone-lysine N-methyltransferase ASHR1-like. Lineage: Eukaryota; Metazoa; Arthropoda; Insecta; Diptera; Cecidomyiidae. Gene Ontology annotation, molecular function: protein binding. The coding region runs from base 181 to 1713 and encodes 510 amino acids. The transcript has 2 exons. The record is from RefSeq and is a predicted model, not a curated record.